GUAACUUUUCACUCUUUGUAGCGACAGGUGGCGAGGUGUUAUUACAUUUCAAAGCCUGUGGUUGAAUUGACACGGAAAUUGAAGAGUGUUUUUGUGAUUCUGGUUACAUAUUGAUAAGAUUUCUUUAUUUAAAAGGUUAUAUUUGAAGUGACACGGAAUUUCACGAGUUAUUUUAAGGUUCUGACGGAAUAACAAGACUACACUGCUGUUUUCAUGUCUCCACAACAUCUUAUUACUGGAGUAAAGCCAGAAAACUGAACCACAGAGGAACUGCUACAUAAUCAAGGCGCCUCCUAUCUGCCCCGACAGGUAUGGGGUAGGCUGGCCGAGUCUGAAGCUGCCCCUGACUGGCCAGCAUACGCCCCUUGAUGUCUGCAAGGCCGUGGUGAAGCAGACGAGGACUCAAGGAUUCUGGAAGAGGAGUGAGGAGAUGAGAAGAAAAAUUGGAGGAGGAGAAUGAGGAAUGGAGCCAACAGAGGAAAGCCUGGAAUUAAAACUACUGAGAAAACACUGUAAUAGAAGGAAAGGGAAGCCGUUUGAAGGAUAAGGGUAAGGAGAGGCAGGACAGUCAGCAGGAUCAGGAAACAUGCCGAGGAGUCCUUCCAAGAGAGGGCAGCGGGAGGAGAAAGACACCACGGCCCCUCAGAGUGUGGCCAGGAGUGUGCACAAGAUUGCCUUCAUCAAUGACUCCCUCCUGUCCUCCAACAGCGCUGAGGUGGUGCGGCUCAGGAACCCCCACACGGAUGCCGGCAGUAUGUACAUCAUCGACAGGGAGCAAAAGGCAGUGCAUGAGAUCAUGGCCUUUGACGAAGGAUUCAGAUGUUGGUUCAUUGGCCAGGUGGUGGAGUCCAGUGGGAAGCUGCACAUGAUCUCCCCUGUGGAUGUCACCUAUCUCAUCCUUCCCUACCUCAUCAAGGCUUCCAGAACUGUACCACUGGAACACUUACUGGAGGACAAAGAGUUUCCAGACAUCUCCUGCCUUGACUCCAUAGCUCUGGACAAGGACUUCUCACACAUAGCAGAAAAUAAAGGAACAUCCGAUCUGAGUGUGUGGAAGUACAAUGAGGAGAAGACUCUGGCGUGGCUGUCUGGCAGAGUGGAACGCCUCUCCUCCCUUCUGCAGGAUAAGAAAGUACCAACCAACACUGCCCAGAGCCUCACCUAUGUUUGUCCUAUGAACCCUGUGCAGGCAAAGGAAGCCUACACAGUCCUGGCACAUGGCAUCAUAGCAGAGUACAUUCCCCCAGAGCUCGCCACUAAGCUUCACAAACACCUGAAGCUUCCUGAUAAGAAAGUGAAGCCAAAGGUGCUGGGAAGUGCAGAGAACCAGGGAGCAAAGAAGCAGAGGCUGGAGGGACCCAUGGAUGACUAUAGCAAGGAUAACACUGCUGCUGUCAAGGGCAAGGUAGCGAUGUCAGCCAAGGAGAAAGCUUUGGCCAAGUCAGCGGUCGGCUCAAAAAGCAUCUUGUCGUUUUUUGGAAAGAAGUGAGGUUUGUCUUGGUGUUCUGGUUUGUUAGUACUAAAUUUUGUCACUUGGGUUUCCAGAUAUGUGGUUUUAGCUUAAUUUAAUGAUAUUGUUGUGUUUUGGAGGAGGUUGCUAUCAUGUAUUUUUCCUUAUUAUUAUUAUUAUUAUUUAUUUAUUAAUUUGACUUUAUUAUUAUGUUGUGGAGAAGGUUGUUAUCUUGUGUAAUUUCUCUUUUUUAUUUUUUAUUUUUUUGCUUAAUUCAACUUUAUUAUACUGUUUUGGAGAAGAUUGCUGUUUUUUUUAUAUAUAUUUUUCUCUAUUGUGUUAUUUUACUUUUUUUUUUUUUUUUUAGCUCAAUUUAAUUUUAUUUUUUUGGUUUGGGGAAGAUGUCUUGUUAUUUUUUCUCUAUUUUAUCAUUAAUUCAUGAGAUGGGUUUCUUUUUUAGCAUAAUUUAACUUGAUUGUUGUUUUUGAGAAGGUACCUAGUUAUUUUUUCACUGUUUCAUUGUUAUUUUUAUCUUGUUUCUUUUUCUCUAAUUAUUUUACUAGAUGGUUUUCUCUUUUUAGCUUAAUUUAACAUUAUUUUUGCAUUUUGGUGAAGGUUUUUAUUUAUUAUUAUUUUAUUUUAUUUUUUUAAUUGGUGAUUCAUUGCAGGGUGUUUGGAUGGGUCACUUAUCCUAACUCCAUCACUUGAGUUUUUAAGAUAUCUUGUCUGGUCUUUGCAAUAUUUUCCUUUUUCUCUUAUUUAUUAGUCAUUCAUUGCAGGAUGUUUGGAUGGUUCAUUGAGUUGUAAAGAUAUCUUGUUGUCUGGAAUUGUUGAUAUUUUUUUUUUUUUUUUUUUUUUUUCUAUUGGUCAUUCAUUGCAGGAUGUCAUUGCAGGAUGUUUGGACGGGUCACUUAUCUAACUCCAUCAUUGAGUUGUAAAGAUAUCUUGUCUGGAAUUGUUGAUAUUUUCCUUUACUUUUAUCAUUGGUCAUUCAUUGCAGGGUGUUUAGAUGGGUCACUUAACCUUAACUAAACUUUAUCUUGUGUCUGGAAUUAGUGAUUUGUAUUUUCCUUUUGUUUAUAUGCGAACUUUAUCAAUCAUCCACAAUCCACCACAAUUCCCCUUGAACGAUUAGUAUAAGCUAACAAAACCUUACCAUUGUUGUACUGCCUUGCGAUUCAUUGAUACCGGUUCGUGUCUGCCUGUUCGUCUGUCAUGUCCGCCACUCUCUCACAUCUUGUCAGUUAUGAGAGACAUUCUGUAGAUUAUUUUGUUUGUAUUCUGGAUGUCAUCUUGCUGUGUCCUGGAGCUAUGAUGGUACUGCUCCCUGUGUGACUGUGUGAUCUGUAACUAAGGUAGAAUGAAGGAAAGAAGGUAUGUAUGGUGUGUGAUGUGUAGCUGAGGUGGAUAGU
Molecule: messenger RNA, 2862 nt
Organism: Portunus trituberculatus (swimming crab)
Lineage: Eukaryota; Metazoa; Arthropoda; Malacostraca; Decapoda; Portunidae
Product: ribonuclease H2 subunit B-like
Exons: 10
Coding region: 587-1489 (300 amino acids)
Biological process (GO): RNA catabolic process; ribonucleotide metabolic process
Cellular component (GO): ribonuclease H2 complex; nucleoplasm
Source: RefSeq, a predicted model, not a curated record